AUGGCUGAAGAAGGCAUCAAUGAUUGGAAAAAUGCCAGUCAUUUCCUCAGCACACAUGAAAGUAGCAUAGAACACAAUAAAACAUGGAAGGAACUGGAGGUCAACAAUGCAAGAGGAAGGACGAUAGACCGACGGGAAAUGGAAAAGUUAAUGGCUGAGUGGAACAGGUGGCGCCAAGUCCUCAUUAGACUAGUGGCUCUAAGAGGGUCAACCGAAAAACUUAAAUGUCCUUCCAAUGGUAAUUUUCUCCAAGAAGUGGAACUUUUGGCUAAAUUUGAUCCAUUUAUGAAGAAUCAUUUAAGUAGGGUUGAAAGUAAUGCAGGCAAUCACAGUCACACUCACUACCUUGGCCAAAUGAUCCAAAAUGAACUGAUUAACAUUAUAAGUGUAAAGAUUACUGAGAGAAUCGUGGACGAUAUCAAAGCAUCGAAAUACUUCUCUAUUAUUUUAGACUGCACCCCUGAUUUGAGUCACAAAGAGCAACUUUCUCUCAUAAUCAGGAUAGUGGCACUUGAAGACAAGUCAACAAUAAAGGAGCAUUUCUUGGGGUUCCUUGAGGUAGAGAAGUCUUCUGGGCUAAAUUUGUCAUGCCUUCUACUCGGAAGACUGAAACAACUGAACAUUUCUUUUGAGGAUUGUCGAGGUCAAUCUUACGACAAUGGAGCAAAUAUGAGAGGAACAUCAAAAGAGUUCAAGCCAGGCUUCUUCAACAGAAUUCUCGGGCCUUAUUUGUCCCACGUCAGAUGGGAAAGCCGAGUAAAAAGUGUGGAGGCAAUUAAAUAUCAACCUGCGCAAAUCAGAGAAGCGCUUUUGGAGUUCAGAGAAUCUGCAACUGACCCUGUCGUCAAAGUUGAGGCUCAAUCGUUGGCAGAGGAAGUAGGGUCAUACCGUUUUGUCAUUUGCCCAGUUGUGUGGUAUGAUAUACUCAGCAAAAUUCAGCACGUGAGCAAACUAAUGCAGUCGACUACGAUGCAGCUCGGCGUGGCUGUAGAUCUGCUUAAGAAGACCAGAGAUAAUAUUGUCAGCUACAGAAAUACAGGUUUUGCUGAGGCACUAACUAUUGCUAAAGAAAUCUGUGAAGCGAUGAACGUAGACACCGUGCUGAAACAGAAGAGACUAAGAACUAAAAAAUGCCACUUUAGCUAUGAGAGUGCAGACGAACAUGUCAGCGAUGCACUCAAGAGGAUGGAGACUACAUUUUUCAAUGUGGUAGUGGACACUGCGAUUUCCUCUCUUAAUGAGAGGUUCAAGACCUUGGGCGAGGUGAGUGAAAAGUUUAAAGUAUUGUUAGGGUUCACGGACAUGUCUGACAAAGACAUCGUCGAUCACUGCCAAACCCUCAGCAACACGCUUACUCAUGAGGGACACUCAGACAUUGAUGGAAGGGAACUGGCCAUGGAGCUGCAGAGUGUCCCAGAUUUGCCUUCCAAGAGAAUGACAACAAUGGAUUUUCUUACCUUCCUGCAUGAAAAGAAACUUACUGAAGUAUUCCCGAACUUGUGGGUAGCUCUGCGGAUCUGUGCAACUCUCCCUGUAACAGUGUAG
Messenger RNA from Homarus americanus (American lobster), 1545 nucleotides. RefSeq lists its product as uncharacterized. The coding region runs from base 1 to 1545 and encodes 514 amino acids. The transcript is spliced from 2 exons. The record is from RefSeq and is a predicted model, not a curated record. Lineage: Eukaryota; Metazoa; Arthropoda; Malacostraca; Decapoda; Nephropidae.